AUGUCGUCGAGGCCUGAGUUGAAGGUCGAUGACGAGAUCGGCUUCAUAAGCUUCUUCCGGAAUCUCCCAAACACAGAUGAAGAAACCAUUCGAGUAUUUAAACGAGGUACCAGUGGAGGCGACUUCUACACAGCACAUGGCGAUGAUGCCGCCUUUAUUGCAAUGACAAUUUACAAGACUACCUCCGUUCUCCGCCAGCUAGGCAAGACAGACACCGGUUUGCCAUCUGUCACCAUGACCAUCACGGUUUACCGUAACUUCCUACGGGAAGCCCUGUUCAAAUUGGGUAAGAGGAUAGAGAUCUGGGAGACCACGGGCAAAAUGCAAUGGAAAGUGAAAAAGCAGGCAUCUCCGGGAAAUCUGCAGGAUGUAGAAGACGAGCUUGGUGGACAAGUGGACUCGGCACCCAUAAUUCUCGCAGUCAAAGUCACCGCGAAGGCGUCAGAAGCGAGGAACGUUGGGGUAUGCUUCGCAGAUGCCAGCGUGCGGGAAUUAGGAGUCAGCGAGUUUCUCGACAAUGAUCUAUACUCGAAUCUCGAAUCGCUCCUGAUUCAGCUCGGCGUCAAAGAGUGUCUGGUCCAAAGUGAGGGACAAAAGAAAGAUAGCGAGUUGUCGAAGAUAAGAGCGAUUGCCGAAAACUGCGGUAUAGCUAUUGCGGAGCGCUCUGUUGGCGAUUUUGGUGCGAAAGACAUAGAGCAGGACCUAACCCGGCUUCUACGAGACGAGCGCGCGGCAGGAACUUUGCCUCAAACGGACUUGAAGCUGGCUAUGAGCUCCGCAGCUGCUCUGAUCAAGUACCUUGGACUUUUGUCAGAUCCUUCCAAUUUUGGGCAGUAUCAGCUGUAUCAGCACGACUUAUCCCAGUACAUGAAGCUGGAUGCGUCGGCGCUCAAGGCUCUCAACCUCAUGCCAGGUCCGCGAGAUGGGUCAAAGAACAUGAAUCUAUAUGGUCUACUCAAUCAUUGCAAGACGCCUGUUGGCAGUCGGCUGCUCGCACAGUGGCUCAAACAGCCAUUGAUGAGCCUGGAAGGGAUCGAACGACGUCAACAAUUAGUGGAAGCUUUCGUGAUGGAUACAGAAUUGCGGCAAACAAUGCAGGAAGAGCAUCUGAAAUUCAUCCCUGAUCUAUACAGGCUGGCCAAAAGAUUUCAGAGGAAAAUGGCAAGUCUAGAGGACGUCGUCAGGGCAUAUCAGCUUUCUAUCCGGCUACCUCCGCUCAUUGGCACGCUGGAAGGCAUUAUGGACGAGCAGUACAAAGACCCCUUGGACGCUGAGUACACUACGAAAUUAAUUGAGUAUUCCAACAGCCUACUUAAAUUGCAGGAGAUGGUGGAAUCGACCGUCGACCUUGAUGCCCUUGACAGGCAUGAGUACAUCAUCAAGCCCGAAUUUGACGACAGCCUACGAAUCCUGAGCAGGAAACUCGAGAAGGUUAAAUACAACAUGGACGUGGAGCACCGAAGAGUCAGCAAUGAUCUUGACCAGGAGAUUGGGAAGAAAUUGUUCCUUGAAAACCACAAGACACACGGCCAUUGCUUCAGACUGACGAGGAAUGAAGCAGGCAGCAUACGCAACAAAAGAGAGUACCAAGAAUGCUCAACGCAAAAGAACGGGGUCUACUUCACCACAAGUGAGAUGACCAAACUGAGACGAGAACACGAUCAACUCUCGGAAAACUACAACCGAACACAGACCGGUCUUGUUACCGAGGUUGUAGGCGUUACAGCGUCAUACUGUCCCAUUUUCGAGAAGUUGGCAGGCCUUCUUUCCCACCUUGAUGUUAUCGUCAGCUUUGCACAUGUUUCAGUCCACGCGCCAACAUCCUACGUACGUCCAAAAAUGCAUCCAAGAGGCGAAGGCAACACCAUACUGAAAGAGGCUCGACAUCCGUGCAUGGAGAUGCAAGACGAUAUUCAAUUCAUCACAAACGAUGUCUCUCUAGUCCGAGGAAGCUCCGAGUUCCUGAUCAUCACGGGUCCCAACAUGGGAGGCAAAUCGACUUACAUCCGGCAAAUUGGCGUCAUCGCCCUGAUGGCGCAAGUAGGCUGCUUUGUGCCUUGCUUGGAGGCGGAGCUCACCCUGUUCGACAGCAUCCUCGCUCGUGUUGGUGCCAGUGAUUCGCAGCUUAAAGGCGUCUCGACAUUCAUGGCUGAGAUGCUGGAAACUGCAAACAUACUGAAAUCUGCCACUUCAGACUCCCUCAUCAUCAUUGACGAACUUGGACGCGGAACUAGCACAUACGAUGGCUUCGGCCUUGCGUGGGCGAUCUCGGAGCACAUAGUCAAGGAGAUUGGAUGUUUCGCCAUGUUCGCCACACAUUUCCAUGAGCUGACUGCGCUGGUGGAUGAGUAUCCUCAGGUGCAGAAUUUGCAUGUUGUAGCGCACAUUGGCGACACGACUGAGCAAGAUCGAAGAGAAGUCACAUUACUCUACAAAGUCGAAGAAGGCGUGUGCGAUCAGAGUUUCGGAAUUCACGUGGCUGAGCUCGUCAGAUUCCCGGAGAAGGUCGUCAACAUGGCCAAGCGUAAGGCAGAUGAGCUGGAAGAUUUUUCAACUAAGCACGAGGCCUCGCACAUCAAGCACUCUAAGCAAGAUGUGGAAGAGGGCAGUGCACUGUUAAAGGAGAUGCUGGUGCAGUGGAAGAAGGAGAUAGUAGGAAAGGGCAUGACCACUGAGGACCAAGUGGGCAAGAUGAAGGAACUGGUGAUGGGCAACCAAAAGUUGCUCGAAAACCCUUUCUUCCAGUCGGUCAAAGCAUUGUGA
Messenger RNA from Letharia columbiana, 2763 nucleotides. RefSeq lists its product as uncharacterized. Gene Ontology annotation, biological process: mismatch repair; mitotic recombination. The transcript is spliced from 3 exons. The record is from RefSeq and is a predicted model, not a curated record. Gene Ontology annotation, molecular function: ATP-dependent DNA damage sensor activity; ATP binding; mismatched DNA binding. Gene Ontology annotation, cellular component: MutSalpha complex; nucleus. Bases 1 to 2763 code for a protein of 920 amino acids. NCBI's taxonomy places the organism in Eukaryota, Fungi, Ascomycota, Lecanoromycetes, Lecanorales, Parmeliaceae.